Molecule: messenger RNA, 422 nt
Organism: Canariomyces notabilis
Lineage: Eukaryota; Fungi; Ascomycota; Sordariomycetes; Sordariales; Chaetomiaceae
Exons: 4
Coding region: 12-365 (117 amino acids)
Source: RefSeq, a predicted model, not a curated record
UGCCGCAGGACAUGCCGCCUGCUGGCGGCUAUGACGCCGUUCAGUACAAGCGCAACCUCCCCUCGCGCGGCCUGUUCCGCCCCGGCCCGCUUCUCGCCGGCGGCGCCCUGCUGAUGCUCUACGGCUGGUACAGAGUGGUCAAGGGCAUCCGCGAGCAAAAUGAGCUUGCGCGAGAAAAGAUGUGGGCGCGCAUCCACCUCAUCCCUCUUCUCCAAGCCGAAGAAGACCGCGAUCUUGUCAGGCGGCAUAUCGCAGACCAGGAGAGAGAGAAGGCUUUGGUUGGGGGCAAUUUCCGAGUUUAUAACGCGGACAGGUAUGUCCGGCCGACAUUUGCGGCGACACCGGCGAAUGUGGCGAAGGAAUGAGUAUCUUGCGGAUGCGGGAUUAGAAAAGGGAAACAAAAGGCUGCAUCAGGGACUUGC